AUGGCUGCCACGGCAAGCUCAUCAUACGUCGCUCUAGCCAAGACGCUACACCCGCGGCUUCUUCGAUUCUUUAGAAGAUGGCCACCCGGUACGGCUGAGGCACCGAAACUGAACCCGUUCACGAGCACCGUCAACCCGGCUACUGGAAAAUGGCAGGAUCCAAUUUUUUCGCUCCGACGUCAGGCCGAUAUUUGCAAAUUAGCGAGAAAAUUUGGAGUAGAGGAGCUAUUGCCGCCUACGCCUAAGAGCUCGAUGAGCCGAGAGAAGAGGGCAUCCGAAGUGAAGAAGGUGACGGCGAAGAAGGUCAAGGGUCAGAUCUGGGAGAGAACAUUGAUGGAGAAGGUCAACAAGCGGAAGAAGGCAAUGUUGAAUAUGCCGGCCAUGAUCAAGGAAUGGAAGCUGAAAGGACAUGGUCGUGGAUGGAAGGAAUGGCCAAAAUAA
Molecule: messenger RNA, 441 nt
Organism: Orbilia oligospora ATCC 24927
Lineage: Eukaryota; Fungi; Ascomycota; Orbiliomycetes; Orbiliales; Orbiliaceae
Exons: 3
Coding region: 1-441 (146 amino acids)
Cellular component (GO): mitochondrial large ribosomal subunit
Molecular function (GO): structural constituent of ribosome
Source: RefSeq, a predicted model, not a curated record